AUGGGCAACAAGAUUGUUAAAAUGUGUCAAGGUCUACCGUUGGCUGCAAGUGUGUUGGGAGGCCUCUUACACAACAAGGAAAAACAUGAAUGGCAAUCAAUUCUUGAUGGCAACCCCCUUGUUGCAGGUGAAGAUCAUGACAGUGGAGAAAAUAGCAUAAAGAAAAUCCUAAAACUCAGCUAUGAUUAUCUACCAUCUCCACAUUUGAAAAAAUGCUUUGCUUACUUUGCAAUGUUUCCAAAAGAUUAUAUGUUUGAAAAGGACCAACUAAUCCAACUCUGGAUGGCAGAAGGGUUUCUUCGUCCAAGUCAAGAGAUCCCUGUGAUGGAAGACGUUGGGCACAGGUUUUUUCAAAUCUUGUUGCAGAAUUCCUUGCUACAAGAUGUUGAGUUAGAUGAGCACAACAAUAUAACACACUGUAAGAUGCACGAUCUUGUGCAUGAUUUGGCUAAAGAUAUCUUAAAAUCUAAACUAUUUGAUCCGAAGGGCGACGAUGGAGAAAAACUUUCUCAAGUUCGAUACUUUGGAUGUGAGUCACCAAUGGAUCAAAUAGAUAAGAUAUAUGAGCCACAACGUUUGUGCACACUGUUUUGGAGGAGAAAUUAUAUGUCUGAAGAUAUGCCGUUGAGCUUUAAGUUCUUGAGAGUUUUAAAUUUGUCUAGUUCAGGAAUCAAGGAGUUGUCGGCCAAAAUCGGGAAGCUGAUAUACUUGAGAUAUCUUGAUCUCUCCAACACUAAGAUCACAGCCUUGCCCAACUCCAUUUGCGAGCUCUAUAAUUUGCAAAUAUUUAGAGUCAUCAACUGCUUUUUACUCCAGGAACUUCCAUAUGAGAUGGGAAAUAUGAUAAGUUUGAGACACAUAUAUUACACUUCUGUUGACAAAAGAUAUGAGCAUUGGGGAGGAUGGUGUAUUUGCAAUGAACAUUUUCAAAUGCCACUUAAGAUGCGACAAUUGACUUGUCUUCAAACCCUCCAGUUUUUCAAGGUAGGUUUAGAGAAAGGUCGUCAAAUAGAAGAAUUAGGUCAUUUGAAAAACCUAAGAGGUGAAUUGACAAUCAAAGGUCUCCAAUUGGUCUGUGAUAGAGAAGAAGCUCAAACAGCACAUUUACAAGAGAAAUCGAAUAUAUACAAGCUGGCAUAUCUGUGGUUUCAUGACGAACCGGAAGGAAGUGAGACCAAUUAUGAGUAUGUGUUGGAUGGUCUUCAACCCCAUCCUAACUUGAAAACCUUAGCAAUAGUGGACUAUUUAGGGACAAAAUUUCCUUCAUGGUUCUGUGAAGAUUUGCUUCCAAAUUUGGUCAUGUUGAAAUUAAGUGGUUGCAAAAGAUGCAAAGAAAUUCCAUCACUUGGCCAACUGAAAUUGCUUCGGCAUCUUGAGCUGUUAGGAUUUCAUGAGGUGGAAUGUAUCGGGCCUAGAUUUUAUUGUAUUGAUGUUAACAAUAAUGGAUCAAACAGCAAUAUCCAAGUGUUCCCGUCACUGAAAGAACUAAUAUUGGAGGAUAUGUGUAGCCUUAUUGAGUGGAGGGGAGAUGACGUUGGGGUAAGAAUGUUUCCUGAGCUUGAGAAGUUGAGCAUUACUAACUGUCCAUUGUUAAAAAGUACUCCGAAUCAAUUUGAAAUCCUCCAUGAAUUAAGUAUUGAUAGAGUUGACAGUGAAAUGCCACUGUUGAACUUGUGCAGCAACUUGACAUCUCUCGUAAAGCUUAGUGUCAAUGCUGUGAAAGAGCUCACUUGUUUUCCUGAUGAGAUGCUACGCAACAACGUUUCUCUUCAACACCUAUCGGUCUCAGGCUGCGGAGAGUUUCGUGAAUUGCCACAAAGCUUGUACAAUCUCCAUUCUCUUAAGAGUUUAAUGAUUGACAAAUGCACCAAUUUCAGUUCUUUUCCUUUUACCAAGUGGAAUGCUAGAGCAUUGUCGGUCUCUGGAAUUUUUGGUGGUCAUCUGCUGUAA
Solanum stenotomum is the source of this 1950-nucleotide messenger RNA. Its product is annotated as putative disease resistance protein RGA3. Gene Ontology annotation, biological process: defense response to other organism. NCBI's taxonomy places the organism in Eukaryota, Viridiplantae, Streptophyta, Magnoliopsida, Solanales, Solanaceae. The transcript is spliced from 2 exons. The record is from RefSeq and is a predicted model, not a curated record. Bases 1 to 1950 code for a protein of 649 amino acids. Gene Ontology annotation, molecular function: ADP binding; protein binding.